GGCAGUCGUUUUAGCAAUAUCAGUUUUUGGCUCGAGUUUUUGCGGUUCUUUGAGAAGAAAAGAGGGAAAAAGCAGUGGCUUUAUCACCCUAUUCUUCAAUGCCCAAUUCUAUUCUAACCCAUUACCAUUAACGCUCUUGUUUUCUUCUUCUUUGUCUCAGUCUUCAUAUAUUUCUUUUUCUGUUUGAUUUUUGGUUCUUGCAGGUUGAGAGAACACAACCCAGAUGGGAAAGACAUCGUCUUCUUCUAUUAAGAAGAAGAGAUCGAAAGUUUCUUCCUCUCGGGGGCGAAUUAAGAAAAGAAGUAAAAGUAGGACCAGGAGAAAGAGUAAGUCCAAGAAGCUUCCCCAUCGUGAUGAUUCUGUAUCUUAUUCAAGCGAUAGUGAUGAUUCCAUGAAUUCGGUAUCUGUUUCAUCCUCUUGUUCUGAGGAUGACCAUAGAAGUAGAAGAUCUCGUUCAAGAACAAGAAAAGAUGUGAAGAGCAGUAAGAAGAGGGCUCGAAGACAGUCCUCUAGCAGUGAAAAGACUGAAGACGCUCCUCUUUUUAAAAAAAGAAAGGGAUCAAAGAAAAAUGGUGAUUUUCAGGUGAGGAAAAAAACCCAUGAGAAGAAGAAGAAGAAGCUGAAGGAGAAGAAGAAGGAGAAGAAGAAGAAGAAGAAUAAGUCUAAAUGGGAGGUAAGUGUUAGUUCCACAAGUAGUGGGUCAUGGAGUUGCUCUACUUGUCAGGGUGGGAGUGGUAGCAGUGAUGAGAGCGAAGUGGAGAAAAAUAGAGGCUGGUCUGAAAGAAGAGAUAAAGAUAGGAGAAGAGUGGAAAAGGUUAAAAGUGGAAGUAAAAGGAGCAGAUCUAGGUCGAGGAGUUUUUCAUCAUGCAGUAGGUAUAAUGAUUACAGGAGUGAUGAACAAUUGACAGGUGAGGUUAAUGUUAGACGGCUGAGAUCAGUUAUUACUGUUGUUAGAGAGGGAAAUGAGGAGAGAGGGAUGAAUGAAGAUGAGCAUAAAGAAGAGAUGGUAUAUGAUUAUGAUGAUUAUCCUCCUAGCAGAAGCAAUGAUAGUAAUGAUGGGGGGAGCAAGAGAGAGUUUGUCCAUAAUUAUCAUGUCACAACAAAGGAGAAAAGGCAUGCAGAAGAUGAAAAAGGAGAAGUUGUUUCUAACAUCAGAAGUGGUAAAGUCACAGAAACCGACAAGGACAGUGAUGACUAUGACGAGAAUAGUCCUUGUGAUGGGUUUAAGAUGAAUGAUGUUCUAGAGGAAAAAAGGAAUGAUGAUUCUGGUGUUGCUGAUAGUCCAAACGCAUAUAAUUUGGAGUCAAUUUUAAGACAAAAGGCUUUGGAAAAUCUAAGGACAUUCCGAAGGGGGCACCAGACAGAUGCAAAGGCUCCUGUCAAUCAGAAAGAUCUAAUUCAUAGUGAUGUGAAGAGACUGUCCUCCACAAAGGCUGAAUUGUUUCAAAAUAAAUCCUCCAAGGGAGGGGGUGCUAGAGCAGUCGUUACAAGCCAAGUAGCAGGGGAUGACAGUAUUCCUGCAGCAAGUAAAAGUCCUACAGAGAUUUCACAGAAUGAUAAAAAUCUUUCUGAUGGGAACAAUGGGUACAAAAAUAAUGGGGCUAAGCAUGAUGUUGCACAUCCACCAGAUCGGGUUGCUCUUGCUAGCAGCCCCAACAAGGUCAACAAGACUUUCGGUUCUGAAUCUUAUAAACCAAGGUUGAUUUCAUUAGCAUCAAGGCGAGAACCAUCAAAUGCUUCCAUCAACAAGAAGCAAGAAUCUGCUUUGCGAGAGGAACCCCCUCAAGCAAAGUCAAUUACUGGGAAUAGCGUAGCUCACUGUAAGGUAGAAACAGCACAAACUGAGAUCGACCAACUUGGCAAAACUAAUUGUGAAGAAGUUAAUAACGCCCGCAGUUCUGCUUCUGAUGAUACUUCUUGCUUAAAAUCUAUAUCUGGAGGCAUUAGCUCUAAUAAACCACAAGAUGAGGCCAAGGACGAUUCACAGUUAGAGCAGAAGACUAUGACUGUAAUGCGGGGUGGUGAACUGGUAGAGGUAAGCUACAAGGUCUACAUUCCUAAGAAAGCCCCCGCCUUGUCUCGGAGGCCGCUCAAACGUUGAUGUCUCAUCAACAAUUUUGGUCUGAGUAGGCACUGAUUAGAAAGCUUUACAAAAAGAGAUACUAUCAUUCUGGAUUGACGUCUCAUGCAGAACCUGAAGUUAAGAGCUUGGGGAAUUCCGGCUUGCAGUAUAUACUAAUACUAGUAACCAUAGGUUCAUUAAAAGAAUGUAAUCUAUUCUGGCCACAAGGAUGACUAUCUUUAUGACGUUUAUUUUAAAAGUAGCAAUAACUUGUUUCGUGUAAUUUUUUCUUUUAAAUUAUAAUCUCUGUUUAUUUUAGCUUUCUUUCAUA
Molecule: messenger RNA, 2393 nt
Organism: Pistacia vera
Lineage: Eukaryota; Viridiplantae; Streptophyta; Magnoliopsida; Sapindales; Anacardiaceae
Exons: 4
Coding region: 224-2101 (625 amino acids)
Source: RefSeq, a predicted model, not a curated record